This is a messenger RNA of Rotaria sp. Silwood2, 5096 nucleotides long. Lineage: Eukaryota; Metazoa; Rotifera; Eurotatoria; Philodinida; Philodinidae. The record is from the annotation of a GenBank genome assembly.
CGAUUUUCCAAAUUCCCUUCGUUUGUUAUAUAAAAACUCUUCUUCAACCGAUCCAGUCCGGCCAAAUCGAGCCGGUUACAACUCUGGGGCUAGAGUCUCACAUAGCCCGAUUUUUUAAUUUCUCUAUUGGUAAAAUAGAGAACUCAAAUGUCUCAAUUAUAUUUGUGUUCUUUUUUGGUCAUGAUUCGAGAAGUUUUUGGAGAAGAGUUUUUAUAUAACAAACGAAGGGAAUUUUGAAAAUCGGGCUCUGUGAGAAUCUAGUGCCAAGGGUACUCUACAGUAAAAAUAGCCUCGCUAUGUGUACUCGUGUCCUAAUUGUAAAAACCUGGCCCGCUUACAGGGCACUUUUGACUAAUAAAUAGAUGAUAACUCGUGAAUAACUAAUAGAUUUAAGGAGAUAUUUUAACCAUAAUCUACUCUAGUGAAGACUAACAUUCUCUGAAAUUUUGGUUGAACUCCACCGAAAAAUAAAAACGUUCAUUUCUGAGGGGAGGGGAGCCUUGAAAAUAUUACGUUUUUGUUAUUUGUCUCAUGUCUUAUUUGGCAUAUUAACUGUCAUAAAGUAUAUGUGUAUUCUAUUGUAUAUUGCGUUUUUGCUAUUAUGUAUAUUUUUCUUGUGUAGGUGAAACAGGUAUAAACUUUAUCAUUAUAUUUUCUAAAUUCUAGCAUUUAUUGUUCGAAAAAAAACUCAUUAAAAUGAGUUGAUUUUCAUUAUCCGUUUUUUGUAAAGAUGUGCAAUCAUAUUAUUCUGAUGAUAAAGGAUUAAAUACGUAACUGAAACUGAUGUCUUAAAUUUUUGCCAAAGUAUCAAUUUACCAAUCUGAAAAAUCAAAUACACCAUUUGGCCUGGUUUUGCCUGCAGGCAGGCCAGGCCAGGCUGAAAAAAAGUGGCCUGUUGGCAGCUCUGAAUCGCAUACGUUAUUCAAAUAAAGUUGCUCCUGAAUCAGUAUCAUUUGUUCUACAAGAAGAUGAUUAUGCAACUGCACAAUAUUCUCUGCAAAUGGAAAGAUUUUGUUCUCGAUGUAGUAUAGGGCGACAAAAUAUUACAGCGAAAUUUUGCUCAUCAUGUGGUCAUUGUUUCGAUAAAUAUUAACUACAGUAGUGGCCAAAGUUAUAAGAACAAAGUUUUUUUUUAUGUGUCAAUGUAUUUUCAUCUCCUCUUUCCUUGCGUAGAUUGAUCUAUCAGUUGGUGUAUAUACAUUCGAGUACUCGAAUGUAUAUACANAUAUACACCAACUGAUAGAUCAAUCUACGCAAGGAAAGAGGAGAUGAAAAUACAUUGACACAUAAAAAAAAACUUUGUUCUUAUAAUUUUGGCCACUACUGUAUUUACGUCUUUUUUUUACAUUCGCAGUUGAAUAAUUAAAUGAUUAUUUCGUCUUUAUAAAGCAUUUUUCUUGUAUUAUUUAUUAACCUUUUUUUUUAUAUACAUAAAAGAUUAUCAUUAUAAAUCUAAGUAAUAUUCGAAUAUGUUCGAAACAAUUUACAUAACUGACAAAUAAUAUUUUAACGGGAAAAAUUUUAAUCAAUCUCAAUAAAAUUUUAAUUGUAAGAUCAAUUAGUAUGUGAAAACUUGUUUUCAUUCUUUGAUGUAAAAUUUAGCAUAUAGUACUUUUAUAUACGAACAACUAUUUCUACGUUUAUCGAUAUUUUUAAAUUGUAAUGCAAUUAUUCAAAAUUAUUCAAGUUUAUGUUAUUUAUACUUUCGUAUUUGUUGCACGAAUUUCUUAAUUUAUGGUACUCAAAGUGACUAUCGUUUAUCGAUGAAUACAAUCUGAACAUAUAGUUAAGACUGUUUUUCUUUGUAUGUUAUUGACUGUUCUUAUUGUAAAGACAUUUAAUAAUUAGCGAUGAUUCAGGUAAUAUCAUACCUGUAUCUUUGCCACUUGGUAAAAGGAUGGAAUGAAAGAUCAGGAUAGACAUCAUUAGUAUCGAGGUAUAUUUUCGACAAUAAACAAAACAGUCGAAUUCAAAUAUGUUUCUAUUCUCUUUUUUUCAUUUACUGAAAAUCGCCUUUUAUCCAAAUGAGAAAAAGCAAAAUAAAUGUUAAGAUGGCUGUAUAUCAAUAUUGCACAUCCAAUAUUCGAAAUAGUUGACAACGAAGGAGUAUAUGGGACAUUUCCAUCUUUUAUUUGAAUUUAAUUUUUUAAAAGAGUUAUUUGAUUGAGUAAGCUCCUUUUGCGCAGACAUAUACAAAAUAUUGACUCAUUUAGCUGGUUACUUAUUCAAAAAAAAAGUAAUUGGUGAAUAUCUCUCUAACCAUACGAGACAAAAUUCGAAAACUUCAGGAUAGACUUGCAGGCAAGAGUUGCAUCCAUAAUGAAACUUUCUGCAAGAUUAGACUACAAAAAAAACGAUUUUCUAGAGAUUCCAUCAAAUCUCGAAGCAAUAGUUUUUGUUCUAUCAUCGUUUAGAUAUUUUGAAGAAGGAUUUGUUUUGCUUCGAAUUUGUUUUUAAUAUCUCAUUCGGUUAUUAGAGCGUUUUUUCGUUUGUAUAUUCGUAUAUCGUCCCAUCACUAACAAAUGAUUUCCCCCGUAUACAUAAUUGAAUUCGAUUUCCUCAGUUCAAGUCUUUUAAUUUUUCCUUUAAAAACAAAAUCUCGAGAUGAUUUUUUUGAAGAGCGAACUUCUAGCAAGCAAAAAUUUAGAUUUCGAAAGUGAAUAACAUUCAAGAAAGUCAUAGAAAGCUCAUUUGAAAAGUACCAUAACUAAUUUUCCACAUAUUAUUCUAUAUUAACUUUUCCGAAGAAACUCGAACUCGUAUAGAAAGAAGAUUUUGUAAUGCUUCAAUCUAAAUGCAAAAAGAAAAAUUAAAUUUCCAUAAGAAAAAAAAAUUAAAAAUUUGCUAUCUUACUUGGUCCUCAUUCUUCUUUCCAGCAUGAUCUCCAUCUUGUUAAAAAAUAUUAUAUUCUAACAGAGAUUUCAGUAAUUUGAAUUUUCAAACUAAUGAUUAUUUACAAUUUUAAUUCACUUUUGCCAUGCAUAGAAUUCUAAUUGUAUCGUCAUCAUGUUUUUAUUUCAUGGCAUUUUAUUAUGUUGGAAAAAACAUUCUUUCAAAAUCCUUUUGUUUUCACUUUGGACAAACUUCCUUUUUUCAGCGAAUACCAUCAAGUUUGUAUAGCAAAACGUGAUUUUUUCUUUGAAUAUGUGCUUGUUUGUUCAGUACAUUCGUCUACGUUCAUUUUUUAGUCAGUUAAAGAACAAACGACGGUCCUGUUGAUGCAUUUUUUUUUCUUUCUCUUAUCCCAUUUGCAACAAGUUAUUAUGAAGAACCUAAAAAAUCCUUUUUGUAUAGACAUCUUAUAAAAAUCUCAUCGAUGUUUACUCAAUCAUGAGUAACGCGAGAAAGUACUGUCAGUUAAAUAACAUCAUCCAUGAGUUAAAAACAUCAGCGAGAAAAUGAAGAAAAUAGUUGCACAGUACCAAUCAAAGAUUUAUAUUCGGUGUUUUGUCACCACUGUUAAUCAUUACUUCGAAACGAAGAAAUGAAAUUAACAUGCAACAGUGUCAUGAUUAUAUUUUGGGUGGUGCUGCUAUUAUUUUUUGUUCAACCAAGCUACCAAUACAUUUAUUCAUGUAAUUCAAGUGCACCAUGUGGAUGUUCGUCUAAUGCAGCAUCCGUUACUCGCAUUGUUGGUGGGAAAUCAGCAGGAACAAGCACUUGGGGUUGGGCUGUGUCUAUUUUAUAAGUGGUACUUCAUUAUGUAGUGGAGCUAUUUUGUCAAGUUCAUGGAUUAUUACAGCAGCACAUUGUGUAUAUGGAAUCUCAGCAUCACAAGUAACUGUCUAUGCUGGCUCGAAUACUCGAUUUUCUGGUCAAUCUCGAGUUGCAUCUAGUAUUACUGUACAUCCAAGUUAUGUCAGUAGCACUAAGAUAAAUGAUAUUGCUCUAAUACGGCUCAGUACUCCAUUAACAAUGUCAAGUUCGGCAGUGAAUAUUAUAUGUAUUCCAUCUAUAAGCUCAGUUACGCUAUCCGCUGGUGAAUGGCCACCAGCUGACUUAUCUGUUGUGGCUGUAGGAUGGGGUACGUUAUGGGAAGGAGGUUCAUUGCCAUCAACUCUUCAACAAGUAACCGUUAAAACCGUUGACUAUCGUGGAUCUACUUGUAGUUCUGUAUUGAAUAAUCGGCUAGUGCAAUUUUGUGCUGGUGUUUCUGGUGGUGGUAAAGAUACAUGCCAAGGUGAUUCUGGUGGUCCUCUAAUGAUGUUUACAACAAGUAGUCAAUGGGAAUUAGUUGGUGUGACUAGCUAUGGUAUUGGAUGCGCACGUGCGGCUUAUGCUGGUGUUUACACUCGCGUAGCUUAUUAUCAAGAUUGGAUAAGAAUAACGACAGCCGGUACAUAUACAAAUGCUACUUCAUCGACCUCAGCAGGUAUAGAUCCUUCGUCAUCAACUACACUAAGAACUAUUCAUCUAUUGUCUAUUUCUCAUUUACUAUUUCUUCUUCUUCUCCCACUCAUGGAGUACCGGUGAGAAGUAAAAGCUUGUUUUUAUUUUAAUACUGAAGAAAAAUGUUUAAAUCUUCUUUUCAAAGUUGAUUACUCAACAGCAUAUUUUACUGAUCGAUUCAGCAUUAUGAAUACUUCGCGUAUAUUGUUUAUAGACAUUAUGCAAUAGUACACAAAUUCGGGAAUAAAAAGCAAAACACUUUUUAUACCGUCUUCAUGUUAAUCAUCUCAAACUUGAAAAAAAGGCGUCAUUAUAAGUGAAAUCAUUCUGUAUCCCGUCAUAAAAUUCAAUUUUAUUUUAUCUGUUUCGUCAUUUUGAUUGUCAGAAGUCUUUGACUGAUAAAAUUAGACCUUGUAAUUCCUUAUACUUUGCCACAUCUAAUGUAAUUUUUUUUAUGACGAGGGACAGCAAUAGUAAAUUGUUGAAUCGCUUAUCUGUGAGAGCACAACACUCGAAAAUCGACCUGUUCGAGUUUUUGAAAUCUCAUUUGUAGCAAUACAGGCGCUUGGAAAAUAUCAGCUUUGUAACAUAUUUCUUAUACGUCAGUAAAAUUAGCCCGGCAUUCGGAUUUUUCUCGAAAACAUUCCUGAAUGAACUUGCACCGAAAAGAUACUAGUUGCUGCAGAUGGUGCACGGAAUCUACUUUC